Messenger RNA from Xenopus laevis (African clawed frog), 7479 nucleotides. It is a transcript of the gene hyou1.S, whose product is annotated as hypoxia up-regulated 1 S homeolog. The transcript has 25 exons. Gene Ontology annotation, molecular function: ATP binding; ATP hydrolysis activity. The record is from RefSeq and is a predicted model, not a curated record. Gene Ontology annotation, biological process: response to stress; endoplasmic reticulum unfolded protein response; regulation of cellular response to stress. Bases 29 to 3130 code for a protein of 1033 amino acids. Gene Ontology annotation, cellular component: endoplasmic reticulum chaperone complex; endoplasmic reticulum lumen; endoplasmic reticulum. Lineage: Eukaryota; Metazoa; Chordata; Amphibia; Anura; Pipidae.
CACACCAUCGUGGCCCAAUCCGCGGUGUAUGCGGCUCACUGAACGUGGACCAAUAGACGCAAAUAAAGGAUAUAAUUUACGGCCCGCCGAUUGGCUAGAGAUCCGCGCUCCGGUGACGUCAAUUUAUACCGGUAAAUCAACCAAUCAGUACUCGCCGCGUUCAGGCCUGUGCGCGAGACAGAGAAGGUACAUGAUGAUUGUUCAUAAAGUGUUUGGGAACAUGAGGCCAUUGGUUUGUGUUCUUUGGAUGUUCCUCUUCGCACUGCUUUCUUCACAUACUGAGUCCGUGGCUGUUAUGUCUGUGGAUUUGGGCAGUGAAUGGGUGAAAGUUGCCAUUGUGAAACCAGGAGUCCCUAUGGAAAUUGUUUUAAACAAGGAAUCUCGGAGAAAAACCCCAGCUGCUAUUGCUUUAAAGGAGAAUGAACGUCUCUUUGGAGAAAAUGCUCUUGGAAUGGCUGUCAAGAACCCUAAGGUUACAUUUCGAUAUUUCCAAGAUCUACUUGGAAAGCGACUUGACAACCCACAAGUGCAGGCAUUUGAGGCCAGGUUCCCUGAAUAUCAUUUGGUAAAGGACGAACGUCGGGAAACAGUCCUUUUCAAACUUUCUGAAGACUUAACCUAUUCACCAGAGGAACUUUUGGGAAUGGUAUUAAAUUACUCUAGGUCUCUGGCUGAGGAUUUUGCUGAGCAGCCUGUAAAGGAUGUAGUGAUCACGGUGCCUGCCUUCUUUAACCAGGCAGAGCGCAGAGCAGUCCUGCAGGCAGCCCAACUCUCCGGUCUCAAGGUUCUUCAGCUCAUUAACGAUAACACAGCAGUAGCCUUAAAUUAUGGUGUGUUCCGCAGGAAAGAUAUCAAUGCUACAGCGCAGAAUGUUAUGUUUUAUGACAUGGGCACCAGGAGUACAAUCUGCACCAUUGUGACAUAUCAAACUAUAAAGACUAAAGACUCUGGAACACAACCCCAGCUGCAAAUUCGAGGAGUGGGGUUUGACCGCACACUUGGUGGGUUAGAAAUAGAUUUACGACUCCGGGAUCAUUUGGCCAAACUCUUCAAUGAGCAGAAGAAAUCCAAGAAGGAUGUUCGAGAAAACCAAAGAGCCAUGAACAAGUUGCUUAAGGAGGCCAAUCGUGUAAAGACCAUCCUUAGUGCAAACAAUGACCAUAUGGCACAGAUCGAAGGUCUUAUGGAUGAUAUUGACUUCAAAGCCAAGGUGACUCGUCAGGAAUUGGAGGACCUAUGCGCUGAUCUCUUUAAUAGAGUUUCUGCUCCUGUCCAGCAGGCCCUGGCCAGUGCGGAGAUGAAAAUGGAAGAAAUUGAUCAAGUAAUCUUAGUAGGAGGGGCUACCCGUGUACCUAAAGUACAGGAGUUUCUGCUCAAAGUUGUUGGGAAAGAAGAACUAAGCAAAAACAUAAAUGCGGAUGAGGCAGCAGCUAUGGGUGCAGUUUAUCAAGCCGCUGCACUUAGUAAAGCCUUCAAAGUAAAACCAUUUAUAGUUCGAGAUGCAGCCAUCUUCCCAAUACAGGUGGAAUUUACCCGUGAGGUGGAAGAGGAGAAUCACAGCAAAAGUCUAAAACACAAUAAGCGGAUUCUUUUUCAGCGGCUGGCCCCAUACCCCCAACGUAAAGUUAUCACCUUUAACAGAUAUACCGAUGACUUUGCUUUCAGUAUAAAUUAUGGAGAUCUUAGCUACCUGGGACCUGAGGAUUUAAAGGUUUUUGGAUCUUUAAAUCUUACAACUGUAAAAUUAAAUGGAGUUGGAGAGAGUUUCCAAAAAAGAUCAGAUUAUGAGUCCAAAGGCAUCAAGGCUCAUUUUAACAUGGACGAAAGUGGACUUCUUACUCUUGACCGGGUUGAAGCAGUGUUUGAGACUGUUGCUGAUGAGAAGCCAGAGCUGGAGUCUACCUUAACAAAACUUGGAAAUACCAUAUCCAGCCUGUUUGGAGGUGGAAGUUCUGUUUCUGAAACUAAAGAGAAUGUUACAGACUCUGUCCAAGAAGAAGAUGAGGUGCCAACUGAACCCACAAAAGAGGAGGAGCAGGAGUCUGCAGAUCCAGCAGAUAAACAGCAGGACAAAGAAAACAACAAAGAAAAAGGUACCUCAGCUACCAAUGAGAAAGAAGAAGGGAAAAAGGAGGAGGAAAAGGCAGAGCCCCAGGAAGGAAAAGAAAAAGAGGAGGCUGGUAAGGAAGAAACCUCUGCAAAGGCUCCAGAGGUAGAUGACAAGAAACCCACAGCCCCAAAGAAGCAAAAGUUGGUGGAUGAUAUUGGUGUAGAGCAGAUAUUAAAUGAUAUUCCAGAUUUCAUAGAAGAGGAGUUAAAGAAAGCUGCCAAAAAACUUCAGGACCUGACCGAAAGAGACCUUAAUAAGCAUGAGCGAGAGAAGGCAGCAAACAGUUUAGAAGCAUUUAUUUUUGAGACCCAGGAUAAACUUGACCAAGCGGAGUUUAAAAAGGUUUCCACUACUGAGCAAAGAGAGGAGAUCUCUACAAAACUAAGUCAGGUCUCCACCUGGCUUGAGGAUGAAGGAUAUGCAGCAACCACAAAGGAACUGAAGGACAAGCUGUCUGAACUCAAAAAGUUAUGCAAGACCUUAUUCUUCAAGGUGGAAGAGAGGAGAAAGUGGCCUGACCGACUAGCAGCCCUUGACAGUUUACUGAACCACUCCAGCAUCUUCCUAAAGAGUGCUAGAAUGAUCCCAGAAGAUGAUCAGAUUUUCACAGAUGUAGAGUUGGGCACUUUAGAGAAGCUGAUCUCUGACACUUGGACUUGGAAGAAUGAAACUCUGGCUGAGCAGGCCAAGCUGUCACCUACUGAGAAGCCAGUCCUUUUGUCUAAAGACAUUGAGAUAAAGAUUGGAGCUCUUGAUCGGGAGGUGCAGUACUUGCUCAACAAGGCAAAGUUUUCUAAACCCAAGCCUAAAAAAAAGAACAACGCCACAAAACCAGAGAAUGCAGAAAAGAAUGCUACAGAAAGUGAGGAAAAGAUUAUACCUCCCACAGAAGAGAGUACUCAAGAAAAUGCCAGUAAUCCAGAGCCUGUUAAAGAGCCACCAGUAGCUGAAGAGAAGACAGAGAUUCCAGAAUUAGGAGGGUCAGAAGCAGGUAAUCCAGAGCAUGCACAGGAAUUUUAAGGCCUUUAUCAUUUAGAAAGAUAUGCCACAUCACAAAAGCCUUCAGAAAAGCCAGACGAGAGCCACAAGACUGAAUUAUAAUUGCAUCUCUCCUUCCUCUGCCUGUUUUGGCAAGCAUAUUUAUUAACAUUACUUUUUUGUAAUGGACCUUAAUGUUUUCUGCCAACAGAACUGUGUGUUUUCUUUGUUUCUUUUUGUUUUGUUUUUGGAAAACUGUACUGAAGAUGUAAAUUUCUGUCCUGCGGAAGAGCACUGUUAGAAUUUUUAACAACGUUCCUUAUGUACUUGCUGUGUUUUAUUUAACUCGACUGUCAAAUAUUCUCAUUGGACAGAAUAGGCAACUAAAUAUAUGCCCAAAGCAAGACUAUCUCUCAAAUCUAAAUUCAACAAGAAUCUCAUACAAUACUGGGUUAUUUUUGAUUUAUCCAUCCAGGAUAAAGGGAGGUUAUAUAAGAAGAAGUGAGAUAUAUGGCUUGAAGUUUUACAGCGUCUCAUUGUUUGAAAACUGAAAAGAUUUAUGUUAAUUUAGACUUAAAUUGAUAAUUCACCUUUGAGUUAACUUUUAGCAUUUUAUAGAAUGCCCUGUGAUUUGCAACUUUUCAAUUGGUCAUUGUUUAUUUUCUUUUAUACUUAAAUAUUUGCCUUUUUCUCUAGCUUUCAAAUUGGGUCACUGAUCCUGGCAGCCAAAAAAUGGUUUUAUUGGUAUUGUUAUUAUUUAUUACUUACCAUUAUAUUCAGCCUAUCUCCUGUUUAUAUUUCAGUCUCUCAUUCCCAUCACUGUCUGGCUGCUCAUUCCAAUCACUGCCUGGCUGCUAGGGUAAGGUAGACCGUAGCAAUCAGAUUACUGCUGAAGUUCCAAACUGGAGAGCUGCUGAAUAAAUAGCUAAAUAAUUUAAAAACCACUAAAAUUAAAAAAAAGACCAAAUUGUUUUAAAAUAUCACAGUCUACAAUACAUGAUGCUAAAAGUUAAUGUAAUUGACCCCUUUAAAUGUGCAAUCUAGAGAUGAUAUCUGAUGUAAGAAUUGGAAAGUCUGUAUUUUGGUAAAAUUCUUAAUCAGCACAGUAGGAAACGGCCAAGUAGCCCUCAGCGAUUGCCCAAAGUCGCAUCCGUCCAUUAACAGAUGAUAAUCGCAGGGCUUAGCAUUGUAGUCAGUGGAAACCAACCUUGUGGCAGUUCGCCAUGUUUUUCACUACUGCUUUUUGGCUUAUUCAUCACUUAAUUAUGAAUAGGAAAUACUGAUCCUGUUAUGAAAGUCAGGACUUCAGCUCAAAAGAAACAAUAACUGAGUAGAUAUAGCUAGUAUUACAAUGCAGAUAAACAUUUUGCAAGUACAGUUAAAGAUCCCCAAUUGUUGGGCUUUUAAAAAAAUCAGGGACUGCUAAGAAUAGGAAGUGAGAAUUUAACAUCACCCCAUGAAAAACAAUGCUUUAUAAAAGUUAACGGUGUUCUAUUAAAUGGUGAAUUUAGCAUAAAAUAUUGGUGACCUGCAAUAUAUUUGUAGUAGAUUCAUAGCACAUCAUAUAGAAUGUUACAUUGAUUAUUAGAACAAGCUGUGUUCUCGUUAAACAAACGAAGCACCCUCAUUAAAAAUAUUGGUUAGUGCGUUGGGUGGGGAAGGUGUCGGGGGAAAAAAUAUUUUUAUGGUUCAAAAAUGUAUGCAUUAAAGUUGCCUUUACUUCAGUCUGAAGCCUAUUGCUAUCACAUGCAAAUGUACUAAAAAUUAGGAAAUUAUGCACUGGAAUGGAACUAUAAUUUACAACGUAUUAUGCUCUUCCAUUCAUCCUUUUUUAAUAUAAGAAUAAUAUUGUAGCAGGAGUUUACCAUUAAACUGCAAAAGAAAAGCAAAUGGUAUCAUUUUCUCUAAACUGUAAUAAAUUUUUAACAGCUUGAAUUAUUUUUUUUAGCACGUUUAACUGCUGAAAUAAAACUGGCAAUAUGUAUAAUAAUUAGGGAUUCACCGAAUCCAGGAUUCAGUUGGGGAUUCGGCCAGGAUUCGGUUUUUUUCAACAGAAAAACUAAAUCUGAUUCCUAAUUUGCAUAUGCAAAUUAGGGAUGGGGAGGGAAGUCGUGUGACUUUUUGUCACAAAACAAAGUAAAAAAAGUUUUUCUUCCCACCCCUAAUUUACAUAUGCAAAUUAGGAUCUAGGAUCUUUCAUGAAGGAUUCGGGGGUUCGGCCGAAUCCGAAAUAGUUGAUUCGAUGCAUCCCUAAUAAUAAUGCCAUAUGUAGUGGUACAAAUAAGCAAGAGUAGUAAGGACAGAGUUACAUGCAGAAACGGGCAAAGUAAUAUAGUGAAUCAUGUACCACCCAUGGCAAAAUAAAUUAAUAAAAGUCCUGUAUUUUGCAGAUUAUUUAUGGCUCCUGCUACCCAUUGUAACUAGUGAUAAAUUCAGGACAAAUAAGGACUGCAAUAAGUACAAGUAAUCUGUAAAAUAAAAAUUAGGAUAUGGAUGCUACUGUAUGUGAUAGUAAAUGUACUUGUACCCCAGCACAUAUUACGGUAUAAAUAAAGUAAAAACACAGCUAUCUGGUCCUUGACAAAGCUCCAUAUAACAAUGGCAAUCUGUGCUGUGCAAAUAGAGGUUUGGUAUAAAUCUAUUCUUAAAUAUACAAAAUCUUAUAUCUAUUUGUUCCUUUUGCCUUGCUCACACCAUCUAUUUUUUUUUUGGUUUGCUUGAUGAAAGCAAAUGUAAUUCUAAUUAACUUUCCAAUAUACAAUAAACAAUUUCAAUGUUUGGGGGGUUUUUUUUGUAAGUUAAAUGCUAUUGAAAAUGCAAUCUAGCAACCAGAUAGUAAAUUAUUAUGGAUAAUGUGCUUAUAAUCCUUUAUUCAGAGUUUUGGAAUCUCGGUUAAUGUCCAGGGACAGCAAAUCCUGUGCAUUUUGCUAUUAGAAGAAGCAGAAGAUAGGGGUGGUAAAAAAAAUUGUGUCCUUUAUGCUAAAUUAAUGUGUAUUGGAAAAUUACAUUUUCUUUCACUAUGCAAAAAGUUUUUGGUUGGGCAUACAUACCCAUUAAAAGUAGCUAGCUGUACAGCAAAAGUAAUAUGGCUGAUUUUUUUCCUAACUCUAAGUCUCGAAUGUCAUAUUAAAUGUUUUUAUUUUUGCGAUGUCUUAUGCAGGACUUUAAAGCAACAGUUCUUGCUGCUAUUUUUGGGGAGAGGGGUUGGGGGGAAAAAGAGGUGAGUGAAUGGUGAAUUAUGAUUAAAGGCUGGUCACUUAUUAAUCAGCAGGGGGUUGGGGGGUUCAACUAUUUUUGUGAAAAUUCCAAAGAAUAUCUGUAUCAAAAGUUGUGAAGGUAAAAUUGAAAGGUGUAAUAUUAGAUGUGCAACAGUAUCUGGUUAUGUGUAUAGCCAUGUGUGAAUGCCUGAUACUAGAUCAGGACAUGGACUAUUCUUCGAUCUGGUCUAAGCUUUCCUAAAACCUUUGUUCUCACUAGGCCCACAAUGUUGCACACCAAAAUGCACCUUUGCCUUGCUGGUAGUUAAGAGUUAAAGAUAAUGAGUAUACUUGUAGAAAUGUGGAAGUUUUAGGCCUCAUUCACAACAGCAACUCCAUUACAAUUUAAUUGAUUUGUGUUAACUGUGAUAAACAUAAACCCAAACAUUAAUAUUACAAUACAUACAUGCAAGCAGCUUUCUGCACUAAAAAUGAAUGAGCCCAGUGGAUUUAUACUUAAUAUAUUGAAUUCCUUGUAAAGUCUGUUUGACAUAGGUACAGUAGUUUCACUGCUUUUUCAGCAUUCAUCCUACAAUAUUAGGUAAAUGCCCCCCCCCCCCCGAAAUUUGGCACACUUAGAGGCACAUUUAUCAAAAUGUGAGAUUAGCACUCAUCACAGAACAAACUCACACACUUUUUCUAUUCAUCCCUAUGGGAUGUUUAGAAGUGGAUUUCACCCAUUGCUAAACACAUGUCUAAAAAUCCCAUAGGAAUGAAUGGAAAGUGGGUGAAUUUUUCUAUGAUGAGGUGCUGAAACAUUGUACACAAUACACAUGCUGACUGCAAUGCAGUAGAAUGUCUACAACAUUCUGUAACUGUUUUCUUGUCAGAGCAGAUAAUCGACUUUUUACUUAUCAGAUGCGUGUCAAUAGUUUUUGGUUUUUGCAUUUAGGGCAACAUUAAAUGCAAUAAAUACAUGCAUUAGUUGCACAGAAUUUGCUCUUUUUUAUUAUUUGCACGAGUUGCUACAGUGAAAAAGCCCUCAAGCUCAGUACAUUUCUACACAGUGUUCCAUGUGGCUCCCCUAAUAAAGUUAAAUGGAUCCAGUUCUUUGCAAUCAGUCUUUCCUUGGCUGUGCUGUUUCACCUUUUGCUAAAACAUGGGAAAGUAAUAAAUUACUCUAUAUUUCUGAAA